This is a messenger RNA of Prorocentrum cordatum, 995 nucleotides long. Lineage: Eukaryota; Dinophyceae; Prorocentrales; Prorocentraceae. The record is from the annotation of a GenBank genome assembly.
GCGCAGGGGCUUAGCCCUUGGCUCCCGGGGCGCGACCGUGAGGAGCGCCUCGCCGACGAGGAGGCGCUCAUCAACUUCGCCGUCCUUCUCGCUCGAGUCGUCGGGAGGACAGAGGGGGCCAUCAAGCAAAAGCUCUUCGCGGUCCGCUUCGCGCACCUGGUGGCUGGCUACUCGGACCCCCUGCUCCACAGGGGCCGGCUCUGGAGCACCCUAGCGGGGCUCAAGCGCUGGCAAGGGCCCGAGACUAAGCGGAAGAAACCGGUCACCCCGGCCAUGCUUGAGCGGCUCCGCGGCUUCCUCCAGCAAGAGGCCAAGCUCCCUGAGGAGGGCGCGGUGGUCAUCUGGGCGGCGAUCGUGAUGGCCUUCUUCUUCCUCCUUCGGGCCUCGGAGUACCUCCUCCAGGACGGGCGCUCGUGGUCUUUCGAGCGCGUGCUGCACGGGGAGGACGUAGAGCCUAGGAGGGCCGGCAAGCGCGUGCCCAACUUCCGGGACGCCGACGAGAUGGUGAUCUACAUCAAGGGCAGCAAGACGGACCAGCUCAACGUCGGGACGGUGAGGAACCACUACCGCGCCGGCACGUCGCUCUGCCCGAUCGCGGCGAUGGAGCGGCUCCAGGCUCACCAUCCCCAGCGGAUAAAGGGCGCCGAGGAACGGCUGCCCAUUUUCCCCUGGGCGUCAGGUACUCCGAUUCGCAGGGGCGAGGUGCAGCACUUCCUGACCGUCGCAGGGCUGGCCGCCGGGCUCUCCAGGGAGGAAAUCGGCAGCCGCUCCCUGAGGAUCGGCGGGGCGACCGCGAUGUACCACGUGACGGAGGACCUCUCCCGGGUGCGCCGGUUCGGGCGUUGGCAGUCGGACGCGUUCCACGGCUACUUGUGGGGGUCGCACGUGCCGAUGAAGGGCGUCUCCAGCAAGAUGGCCAAGGACACCUCAUCGCUGACCAACCCGGCGAGAGAAAGUGCACCCGCCACAGCCGCCGCCGGCGCCGAGAGCGCCAG